UUCUCUCUUCACAUAAUCGAUUCCUCCCUCUAUUUGAGCACCUCCAGUCUCCAUCCCCUCUCAACAGUGUGCCGGCUCGAGGUAAAACACAUCCCAGAAUGCCCGUCAUCUUGUCUAGGCUACUCGUAACAGGACAUUUCUGCUGAUGCGGUAAUGUCUGAAAAUGGUAAGGGUUCACUUAUUGCCCCUUAAUGUAUCUCCCCCCUGAAUGGCAGAAUAAUACUUUCUCCUGCGGUAUAAGCUGUUCAGUCCGAAGUGCCCAACCGCACAAGCGGCUACAGACGUUGCUGUUUACAGUGACUUUUUCUCCGUUUUUUCCAUCUUCACGUUUCUCCUCCGACUCCCGCGUGAUUUUACAUCGAAUGUGAAGAAGAGACGACUGGAUCAAGAUGUAGACAAAUAAGACAUUUAAGUUAUCCGAGACGAACGGCUCAGACAGUGAUGCCUUGAGAGUUUUAGCCUACCAGGGCGAUCUGACGCUGCACAGAGGAAAGCUCCAAUGUGUCGCGGUGGGGUGCAACGUAAAGUGUUAAUGUAUUAACACAUGACAACAACUCUCCGGAUGUCCAGGAUGUCCUAGCGUUGAAUGACUGUGCUGAGUCGCGGACAAGACGCAUUCCGUCAGGAUUCCUUCACGAUCAUCCUGAGAGGCAGCAGCAGCAGCAGCAGCGGAGAGCAGCAAUGGUUGAGUCAGCCAGAACCGCAGUGGAGCCGCACUGAGGCAAAGCAAGUUAUACCCCCCCUGUCUGGGGACUAGCACAAGAAAUAGGGGGAGAAGAAGAAGAGAGGAGAAGGAAAUUGUAUUCUGCCAAAACCCGAAUGCCGCCUGUUCAAUCAGAUUAACCAGAUAACAGGAAUUCCACAACUCCUGCUGCAACAGAGCUCCCGAAUUCGAGCUACAAGAUGACCGUAGUGGCAGGAGAUAACAUGGACGAGACCGUGGCAGUGCCGGGGCACCCGCAGGACUCGUACCCCCCCGACCACGAAGACCACGACUGCUGCGAGAGGGUGGUCAUCAACAUAGCAGGGAUGCGGUUCGAGACACAACUCAAAACUCUCUCCCAGUUCCCCGAGACAUUGCUAGGCAACCCCAAGAAGAGGAUGCGCUACUUUGACCACCUGAGAAACGAGUAUUUCUUUGAUAGAAACCGUCCCAGUUUCGAUGCCAUCCUCUACUAUUACCAGUCCGGCGGUAGGCUGAGAAGGCCCGUCAACGUCCCGUUGGACAUGUUCUCCGAAGAGAUCAAGUUUUAUGAGUUGGGAGUGGAUGCCAUGGAGAAAUUCCGUGAGGACGAGGGCUUCGUUAGGGAGGAAGAACGUCCUUUACCUGAGAAGGAAUUCCAGCGUCAGAUCUGGCUGCUUUUUGAGCACCCAGAGAGCUCCGGUCCAGCCAGAGGGAUUGCUAUAGUAUCUGUUAUGGUCAUUCUGAUUUCUAUAGUCAUCUUUUGUUUAGAGACUUUACCUGACUUGAAAGAAGACCCUAGGGGUCGGUUUAAGACUGUAGGGAACCAUACUUUUUUCUACAAACCAAACAUCCUAACCGAUCCCUUCUUCAUUAUUGAAACUCUUUGCAUUAUCUGGUUCUCGUUUGAGUUGUUGGUGCGUUUUUUUGCGUGUCCAAGUAAGGCGGUCUUCUCCAAAAACAUGAUGAACAUUAUUGAUAUAGUGGCCAUCAUUCCUUACUUCAUCACACUGGGAACGGAGCUGGCUGAGGACCCCGAAGACCAGGACGAGGGCAUGGGGGAGCAGGCAACAUCUCUGGCCAUCCUCAGGGUGAUCCGUUUGGUCAGAGUGUUUAGAAUCUUCAAGCUGUCACGACACUCCAAAGGAUUGCAGAUCCUGGGACAGACCCUCAAGGCCAGUAUGCGCGAGCUCGGAUUGCUGAUCUUCUUCCUCUUCAUUGGAGUCAUCCUGUUCUCCAGCGCGGUGUAUUUCGCAGAGGCCGAGGAGAAAGGGUCGCACUUCGGCAGCAUCCCAGAAGCCUUCUGGUGGGCCGUGGUAUCUAUGACAACUGUGGGCUAUGGGGACAUGGUGCCUGUCACUAUAGGGGGUAAGAUAGUGGGCUCCCUUUGUGCCAUAGCUGGUGUGUUGACGAUUGCGCUCCCAGUGCCUGUCAUUGUGUCCAACUUCAACUACUUCUACCACAGGGAGACCGAGGGAGAGGAGCAGGCCCAACUCUUAAACGUUAGUGAACCAAACAUUAGUGAAAGCAAUUCUAGUCGCCGUAGCUCAUCCACUGUCAGCAAAUCAGAGUACAUGGAGAUUGAUGGAGAUAUAAAUAAUAGCAUCGACAAUUUUAGAGAGGCAAACCUCAGAACUGGCAAUUGCACUAUAGCCAACCAAAACUGUGUAAAUAAAAGCAAGCUGCUCACAGAUGUGUAGAAUUAGACACCACGGGACUUAAAUGAUGCCGUCACAUGUUAACUGCACUAGACCAUCAGGUCUGAAAGCUUCAUUCGCCUCCUAUAAGCGUUCUAGCAUUACAACAACAACCAUGCGCAGCAAUUUGAAAGUAAUUAUUACAGGGAGAAAAAAGAAAAUGAAGCUGUUACUAGAGAAUAUAACACAUAGAUAGAGUAAAUUCAUUAUUCUAAAAUGAUCCUUUAAAUAAGUAUUGAAAAAGAAAAAAGAAACAACUUCUAUUUAACAAGCAAAUGCGGGCGUCCUUGGAGGAACACUAAUCAACAGCACUCACGAGGACAUAUCUGUCUUUAUCAGACGAAGCCAGGCGUCGUAAUUAAAAUGUAAUGCAUGGAUUACAGAUAACAUUUCAGCAAGUUGCACAAUGCAUCAAGGAGAAAAUGCAUCAGAAAUAUGCUCUGCUGCCUGCAGAGAGAGAGAGAGAGAGAGAGGGACGCAAGUCAGCAUCUGUAGCAGUCAGGCAGUGGUUGGAUCGAGCGACGCCUCGCCCGAAGUCAGAGAGGCUACUCCUCUACCCCUCUGUCAUCAAAGGAUUUACUAUCCAGCAAAGCGCCCAGGAAAAAGACUGAUCGCUGAUCUCCUGGGUUGGAUGAUGACGAGGAGGAUCUAGGAUACGGACAUCCGCAAUGCUGCUAUUUUCCAGCAGUAAGAUGCUGUAAUUAUGAUAUCACUAAGUGAUUCAAUGGGAUUUUAGCCCUUUAAAUGCAAGACAGCACAAUUAUAUAACAAAAGAGCUUCACAUGAGCAUGUUUAGAAACUCUCCAUACAUGUUGAUAUUGGCAUGCGUGUUGAUGAGACAUAACCUCAUAAUAAUGGAGAAAAACAUAUUUUGGAUAUUUGCAUCCCCCUUAUGCCUUCAUUCGAUUCUUCCACCCAUUUAUGCUUUUGUUUCACUGAGAGUGCAGUACUGGUUUCAAAUAGGUUUUUCAUUUCAAAAUGCUAAUCGUUUAGAAGUAUCUAGGGAGUGAAUGUUAAAAAUCGUAAGGGAAACAGUAACUAAACUAAGAUCAUAGCAUGAGAAAAAUCAACCUGCAUUACGGCCUAUCGACUAGAUACUGUGUAUACUAGUAUAUCUAAUGCAUGACGUCAGUAUUCAGCUUGUUGCAGUUACAGACACUGAAUAGUGUCUCAUACUGUCAUGGAAACGAAACGUGGGUCAUUUAAAAAGAAACGUUUCUGAAAUGUGACAAAAUACAGUAUAUCCAAACCCAACUCCGGGGUUCAGACUUAAAACGUUCUCGAUCAAAGAAGCAGAAUAAAUACCUAUUAUCAAAAAUGCAUAUUCUCCUAAAUACGCACCAAGUAUUACAGUAUUACUUCAAUAGUGCAGUGCAUGGACCUUCUUUGAACAAAGAAAAAGUAAACAUAUUAUGAGUCAUGUCUUCCAUUUCACCACUAAAUUUAGGGACGUUUGUUUAUUUUCACAAACAAAACAAUCGAAAUAGCUCUAAUUUGAAUGAAAUUAGCGUUUGUUUAAUAAAUAUUGCAAAUCAUUAUUUUGCACUUUAGUUGCUAGUGCCUUUACCCCUCUCACCAUGCAACAGGUUCAGUGAAAGUGCCUCUGUGUAUAUAGCCUACAACAUAAAUACAUGUUGAACAGAUCAGGUGCAGAAGAUCUUGUUUCCGCAAUAUGCUGUUAUUAAUGCUGUUAUUAAUGCUGUUAUUGAUGUGGAUGAUGAUGAUGGUUAUUAAUACAGUGAGAGAAUGUUCAGUGAAAACAACCAUGGAAGUCCAUUACCAACAUGACCCAGGAUUGACUUUACCCAAGAUUCUAGAACAAGAUUCUAGAACAACUCAACAUUGUUGUCCUCAUGAUGCACUUCUGCUCUUCCUGGAACCAGCCAUCCUCCUGUGCUUUAUGUUUCUUCAGCCAUGCACCACUUCAAAUCCAAAGGGAAUAUCCAUUGCUUUGCAUUUGCUUUGCAUUGCAUUGUUGCUAUUGAUUUAUGUGCCAUAAGUCUUGCGUGUCUACCUCAGUGAGGUUACUGCAGAACUCACUGCAGAACUGAAGCCAGACUCCUAGCCAGGCAGAGCUGCAAAGCAGGCUAUAUCGAUGCAGAGCAGAGCUUACUUCUUCCACAACAUGAAAAAUGGCCUUUUAGUGGACUAGGCUGUGGUCAUCAGGGCCUGCACUUACAAAGUGCCUCAGAGUAGGAGCGCAGAUCUAAGAUCAGGUCUCCCAAUGUCCAUGUAAUCUUAUUCAUUCUGAUCUAAAAGGCUAAUAUGAUCCUAGAGCUGCGCUCCUACUCUGAGACACUUUGUGAUUACAGGCCCAGAUGCUGAAUUGUUAGAAGCACUUAAAAUAUACUCUAGCACCCUUAACCCUAUCCCUUUUCCUUCCAAGCUAUGCAUAAUCAAAAAAGAAAAGAAACACAAAUUUCUAUACAGAUGUAGGAUCUUAAUUUGAUCCAUCUUUUGUUAAUGAUAAUUUUCCUGCAUGGCAGGAAAUGCAAACUUGUGGUGUAUUCAAGGUUUAAAAAGGCUUUUAAAGUUUGUAAUUUCUGCUUUAAAAAUGUCAGAUUUGAUUUGCCCUAAUGUAAAAUGUAUCAACCCUUACAAAAAAUGCCAAUUAAUUAUAAUCCACAUUUCUUGUUGCUGCAAAAUUAUUUCCUGCUGUAGAAAACUAGCUCAAAUUAAGAUCCUGCAUCUGUAGUAGCAGAGUAGACCAGAGCAUAAUGAUAUAGACUGGCUGAUUCUCGAAAAAACAUGUUAAUACAAGUGGUUUGGUUUCAAAUCAAAUCAAAUUGUAUUGGUCACGUACACAUAUUUAACAAACGUUAUCGCAGGUGCAGCGAAAUGUUUAUGUUUCUAUCGCCAACAGUGCAAUAUUACCUAGCAAUGGUGUGUAUAGACAGUAUGGACAGUAUAUGAAUAGAAAAGGUGUGUACAGCAGUAGUUAUACAGAAUGGUGUGUACAGACAUGAUUAAAGUGACCAGUGUUCCAUGACUAUGUAGAUAGGGCAGCAGUUUCUGAGGUGCAGGGUAACCAUUUGGAUUAUUUGGUGUGACAGUUGAGAAGCAAUGCAGGUUUGAUACUAUUACGCAGUGGUGGAAAAAGUACCCAGUACCCUACUUGAGUAAAAGUCAAGGAACCUUAAAAGGAACUUACUCAUGCAAAAGUGAAAGUCACCCAGUAAAAUAAUACUUGAGUAAAAGUCAAAAACUAUUUGGUUAUAGUAUCAAAAGUAAAAGUAUAAAUAAUUUAAAAUUACUUAUAUUAAGCAAACCAGAUGGCACAAUUGUUCAUGUUUUUUUUUAAAUGUACAGAUAGCCAGGGGCACUGUCCAACACUCAGACAUCAUUCAGAAACAAAGCAUUUGUGUUUAGUGAUUUCGCCAGGUCAAAGGCAGUAGAGAUGACCAGGGAUGUUCCCUUAAGAAGUACGUGAAUUGGACCAUUUCUGUCCUGCUAAGCAUUUAAAAUGUAACGAGUACUUUUGGGUGUCAGGGAAAAUGUAUGUAAAAAAGUACAUCAUUUUCUUUAGGAAUGUAGUGAAGUUAAAGUAAAAGUAGUCCAAAAAUAUAAAUAGUAAAAUAAAGUACAGAUACCCCCCCAAAAAAAACAACUUAAGUAGUACUUUACACCACUGCUAUGACGUCAUAGAACUAUCCUGUCUAAUUAUAUCUGUGAUUGCCUGAAAAGUGUGCCACACUUCAUUGAUGAGAAAUGCCCAUUCUAGUAAUUAUAUUUCUGUGUGUAUCUGUCGCAGAAGGACAAUGAAGUACCCAGGGAGUUUUAAGUCAAAAUAUUUUUUUUUUACACCCUGGGCAUUAUAAGCAAAUUAUAAAAGGCUCCACAGUCUUUGCUAGUUCAAUUUGCUCAAUAUCUACAUAUUGUAUUUCAUCAUUGUGUCUUCCAGCUUUCAGCAAAGCUUACUAAUGCUUUGUGAAUGCUGUCAUGUUGUUUAAGCAACAUUUUGGCUGUCAUAAUCCAAAUCCAUUUAGAAUCAAGGCAUGACACUGGUAUCACUCCAGGAAAUGUUUGUGCCACUGAAGUCGAGGGAUGACACACAACAGACGUAAUGACGCCCACACAUCAACAUAGCUAAAGAUGUAUGACUGGAUGUUACCUGGAGGAAAAGGACUGGACCGUGUUUCCUUUCGGGUCUCCACGACAGUGUGACAAGGUUCUUAGCGGACUAACAGCAAGCUGGCAAAGCAGGCUAAUGUACACAUUGUUUGAAUAAAACAGGCUAAUGUACACAUUGUUUGGUAAAGCAGGUUAAUGUACACAUUGUUUGGUAAAGCAGGCUAAUGUACACAUUGUUUGGUUAAGCAGGCUAAUGUACACAUUGUUUGGUUAAGCAGGCUAAUGUACACAUUGUUUGGUAAAGCAGGCUAAUGUACACAUUGUUUGGUUAAGCAGGCUAAUGUACACAUUGUUUGGUAAAGCAGGCUAAUGUACACAUUGUUUGGUAAAGCAGGCUAAUGUACACAUUGUUUGGUUAAGCAGGCUAAUGUACACAUUGUUUGAUAAAGCAGGCUAAUGUACACAUUGUUUGGUUAAGCAGGCUAAUGUACACAUUGUUUGGUAAAGCAGGCUAAUGUACACAUUGUUUGGUAAAGCAGGCUAAUGUACACAUUGUUUGGUAAAGCAGGCUAAUGUACACAUUGUUUGGUAAAGCAGGCUAAUUUACACAUUGUUUGGUAAAGCAGGCUAAUUUACACAUUGUUUGGCGAAAAGGCCGCACACGUAGAAUGUGUCUGUCUAGCAGAGAGCCUUCGUAGAUGUCACUUCAGGUCACUCAUCAGUUCAAUAUAUACAAUAAGUGUUACUUCUGAGUCAGGGAUUUUCAGGGUUUCUGACCAAGAGAAUGUCAUCACGUCUUAAGAACAGACACGGAAUCUCCCAGAUACAGCCAAUACAAAGUGUCUAUCGCAUCUCAAGUUUCAGGUGUCAAUGUUUAUCUGCCGCUUUGACAAGAUACAACCACUGUAAAACAGUAUAGUAAAAUUCUCACCUUGAGAGCAAUUUCCCAAUAACACAGUGAUAAUAAUAAUAGAUACAGUAGAUUCUAAUAGAAUGAAACAUUUAAAUAAUAAUCCACACAAGAACUACGAUGUGAGUUAAAGAAACAAGAGAAUGCAAGUAUAUACAUGCCAAUGCCAAUACCUUAUUCAAUGUGCAGGGGUACUGGAGUGGUUGAAGUGGGUUUAUACAUAAAAAGUAUAUCUACCAUGUACAGUAGCUAGCUGACCAUCAGGUAAAUGAUGUGUUUUUACCAUAUGUGGUUUCUCUUAUGGCCCAGAAUAGUGGUUGGACAAAAUAUAUCCUGUUCCACCAAAUACCCAUGAUGCAACAGUUCACAGUGAGGUUGAGGGCCGUCUCUAGUUACCCCAGCCACAUAGUCAUAAGUAUGGCUAAACCUUUGAAUUUGUGGCUGUGGUAGCUAGUGACAUGCAAGUUUGAGGGAACCCAUGCGAAACCCCUCACGUCACAAUACCUGUACAUCCAGGGCAAUCUAUGCAUGGUGCUAUGCAUUUAACUGUUCUAUAAAACAUAUUUUAAAACAAUGCAUUCUUAUAGCAAUAUAAUUACAGGUACCUGUUUCUUAGAAACUUUUGUAAAAUAAGAUAUUAAUUAAUCUAUUUUAAAAAGAUAUGGAGAAGACAGAUGGUCUUGAUCUCUUUACCGAUAUUUACAACAUGGCUGUCUGUGUAUGUUGUUUGUAUUCUUUGAUUUCAUGAAGGUCAGUGGGGUUAAAGGUUAAACACCAAAGUUAACAUCUGGGUCAUGUUCAUUAAGGAAAACAUUUUUAAAACAAGAACAUUUUGAGUUUCUUAUUGGACAGAGAGUCAAUCCCCAGUCAAUCUCCCCAUUUCACUUCAGUUGAGAGCGGUUUAUUUUAUUUGGUGUCUAAUGAACAUGACCCUGUCCUAACACUAAGCAUAGAAAACCUAUGAAAUGGCCAAAUAUAGGUAUUGUACAGUGGCCAUCCAAUCCCCGUCGACCUCAUAGGUUUACCUGGAGUAGUUUUCCAGUGAGGACGUUGUGUUGACAAACACAGCAAAGUAGCCGGUAGCACCCUCCCACAGGAUUGAAGGGCUGUGUAUUUAGUGUGAAUUUAGUGUGAACGAGAGUCUGAGAUGGUGCCUAUGUAGGUUUGUUUGCAAUUCAAAAGAAAAACGAGUGAGGUCUAUUAAAAAUACCAUUCAGAGAAACUCAAGUAAAAGUAAACUAUAUCUAAAACGAAGAAAGAAACACUGUCAAAUGGAGUAUUGCGAGCAACAUGUCAAAACCAAUGAUAUCUAUGUUUUUUAUUGUGCAUCUUAUUUUUUUGUUUUCUUUGUCACUAUACUACGAUUGGUUCCCACUGGGCACAGACGUCAGUCAAUUCAAGGUCACUUCUACAUUGGUUCAAAGUCAUUUCAUUGAAAUGACGUGGAAACAAUGAUAAUUUUAGGAAGAACAUGACAGAAUAUGCUGAAAUAUCAAAGACAAUAAUAAUGUGUUCCUUUGCCAAGCCAUGAUGAUUAAACUGAAGUACUAUUGUUAUCAAUUUACUGUACUGACAAUUUACUGCACUGACAAUUCACUAUACUGUCAAUUUACUGUACUGACAAUUUACUGUACUUACAAUUCACUAUACUGUCAAUUUACUGUACUGUCAAUUUACUGUACUGACAAUUCACUAUACUGUCAAUUCACUGCACUGUCAAUUUACUGUACUGACAAUUUACUGUACUGACAAUUCACUAUACUGUCAAUUUACUGUACUGUCAAUUUACUGUAUUGACAAUUUUCUGUACUGUCAAUUUACCGUACUGACAAUUUAUCGUACUGACAAUUCACUAUACUGUCAAUUUACUGUACUGACAAUUCACUAUACUGUGAAUUUACUGUACUGUCAAUUUACUGUACUGACAAUUCACUGCACUGACAAUUCACUAUACUGUCAAUUUACUGUAGUGUCAAUUUACCGUACUGACAAUUUACCGUACUGACAAUUCACUAUACUGUCAAUUUACUGUACUGACAAUUCACUAUACUGUGAAUUUACUGUACUGUCAAUUUACUGUACUGACAAUUCACUGCACUGACAAUUCACUAUACUGUCAAUUUACUGUACUGUCAAUUUACCGUACUGACAAUUUACCGUACUGACAAUUCACUAUACUGUCAAUUUACUGUACUGACAAUUCACUAUACUGUGAAUUUACUGUACUGUCAAUUUACUGUACUGACAAUUCACUGCACUGACAAUUUACUGUACUGUCAAUUUACUGUACUGUCAAUUUACUGUACUGACAAUUUACUAUACUGUCAAUUUACUGUACUGUCAAUUUACUGUACUGUCAAUUUACUGUACUGUCAAUUUAUUGUACUGACAAUUUACUGUACUGACAAUUUACUGUACUGACAAUUUACUGUACUGUCAAUUUACUGUACUGACAAUUCACUGUACCGGACAACAAACAACUGUUAGCAUCAAGAUGUAUGGAUAGUCUUUUUAUUUAAUUUAAAGAAACAUGGGAAAACCCAUCCAAACAAACCACACCAUUUAAGAGAGUUUCCAAACUCCCAUCACUGAAAACCAACCAAUAGAUAAUGAAUACAUAUCUCUAUGGCAACCAAAAACUGCAUGGUUAACAGAAGACUGCAUGAGCUUAAAAACCUUUUCAAACUGUAGAUCAAUUAUAAUAGCGGUUGCAUCUUUUAAAGAAAACCCUUGCUUUCAUCUAAACCAAAGGCUUCUAUAUCAAACAUUUUCCUUUAUUUUGAAUGUAUUUUAGACAUUUUUUACUGUAUGCUAAAGAAACGUUUUCAUCUCAGACCAGACGUGCGUUCUGAUUGGUGCUUGCUACAGUAUGGCAACACUAUGUACUGAAUCUGAUCAGUUCUGAUGUAAGUAUUAACAUCACUCCAUGUUCAAACUAGCCUGGUCUCAGAUCUGUUUGCGCUGUCUUGCCAACUAUAUGCUCAUUGUCAGGCCAAACACGGCAAUUACCAAUGACAACAAUCAUAGGAGUUGGCUAUACAGCACAAACAAACCUGUGACCAGGCUAUACGUUCAAACCUCUCUUUACUAACAUGCUGAGCGAGCGAGUGCGAGCGUUACAAAAUAAAUGUACACAUACAUGUUAUUCAAUCAUUGCAGACACACUGCAGAUGCGCGUCAACGAGCGUCUGCGUAGCCAGGCGCUAAAAUAGAUCUUGGUUCCAUUUGUGACGUUUUGACGCGCUGCAAGUCCCGCCUCUACCAUCUUGUCAUUGGUAUUUAGGAUCAUAUACCCACGUGGGUGAUUGAAAGAUGAACUGAGGUCCACACUCCAGUCGGUGGUGGUAAUGCACCUUAAAGUUGGUUGCCAACCCCCAUAUAAAGUCCAAAGAAGAAUAAGAAGCCUGAAGGAGGAGAGAUUGUUUCUACUAAACUCGGUUGACCGUUUUAUCUGUGGAUCCAUUGUCUGAGUAGAGGACCUUGUGCAUUUCAGGUAAAAUAACAACCAAAUGUUUAUAUCCCAGGACAAAUGAUCUAGCAACAGCAAGCUAGCUAAAUUGGCAUAUAUGUUUAAUGCUUUUCGACAUGUCUCCAAAAAUGAUGUCGUUGGUUCAGAAUUCGUUUUGAUAUUUCAACCUGCGUGUCCUGAGGCACGCGCCCGUUCUCAUCAGCGUGUUAGAAUGGUGAUGAGAGGUGACUAGUUCCUGUUUGAUGACAGUUCUCUUACCGUCUGUCCGUCAGACAUUAUUUGUGUCUGAAAUGGCACCCUAUUCCCUCUAUAGUGCACUACUUUUCAAAAGUAGGUCAAAAGUAGUGCACUAGUCCUAUGGCCCCUGGUGGUUAAAAGUAGUGCACUAGAGUCCUAUGGCCCCUGGUGAUCAAGGGUGCCUUUUAGCAUGCUACCACUGUGCAUCUAUAUAAGAAAUGUGAUCCUAUAAGAUAUCUAUAACAACCGAUAGAAAACCUAUUGGACGCUAUGGGAAUGUGACCGAGCAUCUCAGAGACAAGAGAGACUGUUAACUCCUGGGGUUUGACUGUUAACUCCCGGGGUUUGACUGUUAACUCCCGGGGUUUGACUGUUAACUCCCGGGGUUUGACUGUUAACUCCCGGGGUUUGACUGUUAACUCCCGGGGUUUGACUGUUAACUCCCGGGGUUUGACUGUUAACUCCCGGGGUUCAAAAUCCAACCCAAUGUUAUUUGUCACAUGCUUGGUAAACAACAGCUGUAGACUAACAGUGAAGUGCUUGGUAAACAACAGCUGUAGACUAACAGUGAAGUGCUUCCUGAUGGGCCCUUCACAAACAAUACAGAGAGAAACAUAGAAAACAUUAUAGAAAGAUAAUAUUAUAGAUACAUAAAAAUGUUUUGUCUAGAUCAGGUAUGUUUGUCAUGUAGAACUGAGUCCUGUCAGAUCUACUCGUUAUAUUUCUACCUGAAAUGUUGUCAACGUUUAACCUCAUCGAAUACACUCCUGCUCUUUAUAUUUGUAUUAUAAGUCAUCCAUUUGCCUACUUUCCAAUGUUUGUCAUUUUAUCACGUUGUAUAUUGAGGAUUACACUAUGAUAUGUUGGGCUUGUCAGACGUCAGAGGAAAAACAUGGUCUGUGAUAUAUGCAAGGGUAUUUAUUUUCUAACUUAUGUCACACUGUAUGACUUCAUCGUUCAUCAAAUUCAAUAAAUGCUAA
This is a messenger RNA of Oncorhynchus keta (chum salmon), 12046 nucleotides long. Its product is annotated as potassium voltage-gated channel subfamily A member 1-like. The transcript is spliced from 2 exons. Gene Ontology annotation, molecular function: protein binding; delayed rectifier potassium channel activity. The coding region runs from base 904 to 2382 and encodes 492 amino acids. The record is from RefSeq and is a predicted model, not a curated record. Gene Ontology annotation, cellular component: juxtaparanode region of axon; synapse; dendrite. Lineage: Eukaryota; Metazoa; Chordata; Actinopteri; Salmoniformes; Salmonidae. Gene Ontology annotation, biological process: protein homooligomerization; potassium ion transmembrane transport.